Molecule: messenger RNA, 1221 nt
Organism: Paramisgurnus dabryanus
Lineage: Eukaryota; Metazoa; Chordata; Actinopteri; Cypriniformes; Cobitidae
Gene: nup37
Product: nucleoporin 37
Cellular component (GO): nuclear pore outer ring
Molecular function (GO): protein binding
Source: RefSeq, a predicted model, not a curated record
GGAAGUAAACAAUGCGAUCACGUGAUCCGAAGGCGCGCUGAACAGAUGCCCCGCGUGUCUACUCUGCUCAACAGCUUUACAAGAACAUCAUCUAAGAUUUUAAACGUAAUCCAGGUAAGAGUAACUGCAUUUCAUCUAAAGACUAGUUGUUUUCAUUGGAUGGAAGAAUGCCAGAUGAUAUUAUUCGCUCUGCAACCUACACGGUGCCAUGUGAAGACUAUGUCCAUGUAGUGGAGUUCAGUCCAUACGACUGUGGCUCACCUGCUUCACUGCUUGCUUAUGGAGGAAACCAGCAUGUGGUUGUGGCUGCCUGUCGUUUUAAGGAGGAAGACACAGAGAUCGAGGGUGUAGAGUUUAACACUUUGCAAGUUUUCAUGCAAGGUGUACGCGUGGACGCCAUCGCAUGGAGCCCUGAAACCCGAUUGGACAAGCUGCCUCAGGUCAUCAGGUUUUGCACUGCAGCAGCUGAUAAAAAGCUCAGGCUUUGGACGUCAGACCUCCAGAACAAGCAUGAAUCAAAGGUCAUGGAGGGCCACACCAGCUACAUUAACCAGUUAGUGUUUGAACCUAUAGAAGGAAAGCAAAUCGCUUCUGUCAGUGAUGACCACACUUGCAGGGUGUGGGACCUUGAUGGUAAUGAAACCAUUUCAUUUACACUGCGUUCACCUGGUGUAGGCAUUUGUUGGCACCCCGAGGAGGCCUUUAAGUUAAUGGUGGCAGAGAAGAAAGGCACUAUACGAUUCUAUGACCUUGUUGCACAACAUGCCAUUCUGUCUUUGGACAGCGGGCAGGUGCCGCUCAUGUCAGCUGACUGGUGUCUCACAAACACAGUUAAAGUCGGGGCAGUUGCUGGCAACGACUGGGUGAUCUGGGACAUUACCCGUUCCAGCUAUCCGCUUGAGAAGCGACCAGUUCAUGUUGACAGAGGAAGGCAUUUCAGAUGGUCAAGGGCACAAGAAAAUCUUUUCGCCACCACGGGCUAUCCAGGAAAAAUCGCCAGUCAGUUAUUGGUGCAUCACUUGGUGCAUCCACAGCCUGUAAUGAUUGGUUCAGCUUCUGUUGGGGCGGGCCUAAGCUGGCAUCGGACCUUGCCACUGUGUGUAAUUGGCGGAGACCGAAAGCUGUUCUUCUGGAUGACAGAGAUAUAAUCUGGACAGCAGUACAUCAGCAAAAAACUUUCAUUUUCACUGUUUUUUUUUUAAUAAAGUCACAUAUUUUUCA